Messenger RNA from Gadus morhua (Atlantic cod), 2461 nucleotides. It is a transcript of the gene fbxl9, whose product is annotated as F-box and leucine rich repeat protein. NCBI's taxonomy places the organism in Eukaryota, Metazoa, Chordata, Actinopteri, Gadiformes, Gadidae. The transcript has 11 exons. Gene Ontology annotation, cellular component: SCF ubiquitin ligase complex. Gene Ontology annotation, molecular function: protein binding. Gene Ontology annotation, biological process: SCF-dependent proteasomal ubiquitin-dependent protein catabolic process. The coding region runs from base 286 to 2289 and encodes 667 amino acids. The record is from RefSeq and is a predicted model, not a curated record.
CGUUUCUGUCAGUUGACUCGAGAAGAGAUGACACCGGUUAUUUGACGUCAGCAGCUGAUCGCUUGCUGUUAUAUCUCUGUCAUGAUGAACACGCAUCUCAUAUGUGUUUAAUUUAAACUACAGCUCCGAUUAAAUACCUCCGGGGAAUUACGAGUUAAGACACAUUUGGUUAAAUUCACAUGGUGUUAUUUUUAUUGCAGUAGCAUAGCACCCUCUGUCGUAAGCCUAGCUAUUUGUUGACGCUAUGCUGAACGGUGUUGAAACUACCUCGUUGCGUACAGUGGGAUGCUUCCCAACUUAGUUCAGACUGACUGUCGGUCUCCGUUUGACUUGUACGAGAUGGAGGGUGAUGAGGGGGAUGACGGAUCGGCCGGGACCCCCGAUCUUCCUCUUGAGAUGAUCGUGCACAUUUUCAGUUUCCUGCAUUCUUGGGACAGAAGGGAAGCUUCAGCCGUCUGCCAGAGCUGGUACCAAGCUAGCCAAGACCCCCGGUUUCAGAAGAACGUGAGCUUCCAGUUCCCUGCGUCGGCGUCCGCCGUGGCUGUGAUCCGGCAUCUGGGUCGCGGGUCUCGCUGCAGUCUGGUCAUCAGCCAGCUGGAUGGAUCCAGCCUGUCAAAGACGCUGCUCACAGAGGUGGGCCAUUGGCUGGGCCCCACCCUGGAGGGCUUGUCCCUGCCUGGGGCCAGCCUGACGGAGUCCUCCUUGCUGGCCCUGCUGCCUCGCCUCUCCAGCCUGCGACGUCUGGACCUCAGCGGCCUGGACAGCCUCUUCAUGUCCGGGGCCUUCCUGUCCAGGGAGGAGCAGCGGGAUCAGGUGCGCUCUGCGCUGUGUGGCCUGGAGGAGCUGGACCUCUCUCACCUGCGCUACCUGUCGGACCUCACCUUCAACCGGCUGACCUACUGCACGCCCCGCCUGCGCCGCCUGGCGCUGGCCGGCUGCCACAUCGCCUUCGAGUUCGACCCGUACCGGGGCUACCCCGCGGGGGGCGCCCGGGACUCGUCGGCGCUGCUCUCCCUGAGGAACCUGCGGCGGCUGCUGGCGGAGCAGAGCUCCACGCUGACGGCUCUGGACCUCAGCAGGACCUCCAUCACACCCCAGUCGCUACGCACCGUGGCUCAGGUGGAGGGCCUCCGUCUGGAGGAGCUGAGCCUCCAGGGCUGUAAGGAGCUGACGGACUACUCUGUGGAGGUCCUCCUGCAGCACCAGCCCGGCCUGCUCAGGCUGGACCUGAGUGGCUGCACCGAGCUCACCAGCCGGGGCCUGCAGGCGGUGUCCCGGGCCCUGAAGGGCCUCCAGCACCUCUCCAUGUGCCGCGACUGGAGGAUCACCGAUAAAGGUGUGGCCGAGCUGGCGUCCAUGCCGUCACUGAAGAGCCUGGAGCUGUCCGAGUGUACCCACCUGACUGGGGCCCCGCUGGUCAAGGGCCUCUCGGGCCCCAGGGCGGCCCAUCUGGAGAGUCUGGCCCUCAGGAGCUGCACCAGCAUCAGAGAUGUGGAGAUGUCCUCCUUGGCCCAGCUGUGUGGCGGCAGCCUGCAGCAGCUGGACCUGACCUCGUGCGUCUACCUGACGGACCUCUCUGUGAACGCCAUCGCCACCUACCUGCACCGGCUGGUGGUGCUGCGGCUGGGCUGGUGCAAGGAGAUCACCGACUGGGGACUGCUGGGGCAGAAGACCCCCACCAGAGAGAGAGAGUCAGAGGGGGAGACGGGUCCCUGCUUCACCAGGACCUUCGGCAACAUGGGCUUCUUCCGGCCCCCCAAGAGUCCGUUCCCGGUGCGGCCCGUGGCGGGGGAGCCCCCCCCCCCCGUGGAGCAGAGCGGGGCCGGCCUGCUGGCCCUCAGCCAGCUCCAGGUUCUGGACCUGACCGCCUGCUGCCUGCUCACCGACACCAGCAUCGCACAGGUGCUGUGUCAUCCAGAACUCCAACGCUUGUCUCUGUCUCUACUGACCGAGAUCAGCGACGCCAGCCUGGCCGCGGUCGCCAGGAACUGCCCCAGCCUGACCAGUCUUUCACUCAGCCACUGUAGACGAAUCACAGAUGCAGGGGUAGCCAAGGCCACGCCCUACUUGGGCAGACUGCAGCACCUCUCGCUCUCACACUGUGAGAACCUCACAGACAGAUCCCUGCUGUGCCUGGUGCAGCACUGCAGGAGGUUGAGGACUCUGGACGUCUCGGUGUGCAAAGGAAUCUCCAUCAGCGCCGUGGACCGCCUCCACUCACAACUCACCUUCUUGGAAAAUGUCAACUGCCGUUUUGUGGGCGGGGUUGACCUCACUCUUACCCUUUGAUUGGCCAGCUCCCGUUGUAUUUAUUUUUUCUUCUAGCUAUUCAGGGUCACAACAAAACUCUCUUCCGCUCCAGAAUUGAAUUUGUCUGAGUUUCUAGGUAAAAAAAAUAAUGGCGAAAUGUAAUCAUCUUUUUGUGGAAUUUACAACUAAAGUAAGACAUAUUUUUUAACUU